AUGAAUAGUAUUAGUUAUCAACUGCAACUAGUACAACUAGAACAACUAGAACAAUCAAGUCAUGUAAAGAAUACAGAUUUGUUUUUUACAAUCUUUAGAAAUAUAUUUACAAGAAGUUUAUUGUGGAGAAUGAUUCAAAAGGAUUUACAUCAGUCGGGAUGGACUAGAGGUUCUAAACUAAGAACUGCAUCGUUAAAGACACUUGCUAUCCAUGGACUGGAAGAUCAGUUUCUUCAGCAGUGGGAGACCAUGCAAGUGGGACGUUCACACCAUUUGAUAAGUAGGACUGGACGAAUGGCAGACCUCAUCUAUACGGCAAUGACGAGUAACAUGUGGCGAGUAGUUAAAAAGUUGGCCAUCUAUCACCUCAAAGCUGUAAAGAUACGAAUCAUUGCACAAAAGGGAAAUUUGGAUAUGGUUAAAUUCAUGGUGGAGAAUGGGUUUGCCAAGAUGAAUGGUGGACCUCUAUUUAGUGCAAUGGAGAAUGGUCAUUUGGAAGUGGUCGAGUAUUUGUUUGGUGUUAAUCCAUAUCGCAGAAACAAAUUUUGGUAUGAAGCUACUUGCAAGACCGCUGCCAACGGUCACUUGCAUGUCAUUCGAUUCCUCAAUGCAAAUGGUGUCAGUGAGGCAUUCAGACCACCUCGACACAAAUCAAAAGAUUGGCUCUUUGCAGGAGACCUUUUGUCGCGUUCAAUCGAUAGCAACAACGUCGAACUUGUCCGAUAUUUAUACACCUACUUUUACAAGGACAACCAAAAGUAUACAUGCCAUAGUUUGAUUACCAAGGCAAUGGAUAGUGGUAAUAUCGACAUUGUAAACUAUAUUCGUGAGAAUAUUCCCCUCGACCACACCAUCACUACGUUUGGUCGUAUUCACAAGGAUCUCAUCGACCGACACGAUCUCAUCCAGAGUAUUGUCGCGACCAAUAGAAUCGCCAUGAUAACACUCAUCUUUUCGCUCAUUGCUUCGUCGAGGAUGGAAGAUGAUGAGAUUAAACUCGGCCAACAAAUCCGAUCGCUCCUAACACUCUACAAAGAAAGCAAUCCUUUUUACCUUAAUGAUGGUGGUGGCAAAUUCGAGAUCAAAGGGCUACUAGAAAAAUGUUUGUUUUACAAUAAACUCACUCUAUUUAGUGAGUUUGUCAAAGACGAAGGGUAUAUUUUGGAGGAUCAAAGUAAUGGACCUGCGCUCAUCUCGAAACGACAAUUUCAGGCAUUUAAACUGCUCGUCACUUUCUUGCCACUUACAACCGACAUACAUUUCACAUCGGCCUUUGCCAUAGCCCAAUCAUCCAACUUGGAGAUGGUCAAGUGGAUGGUCCAAAACCGCCAUCGAUUCCAAUUCAAUCUCCAAUCUUUACUUAUCAUUUCAACUUGCUCCACAACAUCACCAGGCAACCUAGAGGUGAUGGCCUAUCUUUAUGAUUUAUACCAAAACCAAAGUCAUCUAUCAAAUAUACCUUUUAUCAACGAUAGAUCUUAUUUACCGUACGCCUAUACUAGAGAAAAGGAUUUAUUAGUAUUAACUGCAAUUCUUCAUCAAAAUGAAAUGGUAAAAUUAUUAUUAUCAUCAGGACAUACUUAUUCUCCAAGUGUAAUGGAUCAUUUUGCAGCAGUUGGAGAUUUGGAAUUUAUCAAAUAUCUUUGUAAUUUGGGACACAAAUGUACAGACAAGGCAUUUGCCAAUGCUUGUGAAAAGGGGUAUUUGGAAACUGCAAAGUUUCUUUAUGAAACCUUUGAAGAAUGUAGAACCACACAAGCAUCAUUGACUAGUGUUGUCUCUAAAGGUCAUCUAUCCAUUGUUCAAUAUCUGACGAGUAUAGGAACUUAUGAUCAGGCUACCAUUGAAAUAUCGGUUGGUCUUGCCAUCCAUAACAAUGACAUGCCAAUCAUAAGAUAUCUCCUUGGUAUCACACCAGAAAAGUGGGAUAAUAAGGCAAUGAAGCCAUUUUAUCAAAAGGCAAUAGCACUUAUGAAUCCAUCAUUUAUAACUUUAUUUGGUCAAUCUUAUUUUAAAUAA
Cavenderia fasciculata is the source of this 2019-nucleotide messenger RNA. RefSeq lists its product as uncharacterized. The transcript is spliced from 2 exons. Lineage: Eukaryota; Evosea; Eumycetozoa; Acytosteliales; Cavenderiaceae. Bases 1 to 2019 code for a protein of 672 amino acids. The record is from RefSeq and is a predicted model, not a curated record.